UGUUGGGCUGGCUUGAAGAACUUUAAUUUCUCGCCUUAGAAACGUAUAGCCUUUUCCAGCUCUUUUGCUGUUUCUUACAUGUCAGCUUUUGUAUGGUCACAGUUUGUUUCUUGUGGAUCAACAUGGCUAUCUCUGUUUCGAUGUUUGUACUGUAAAGGCUGCUUCAGCCAUGAAACUCCCCUGUAUGGAUACUGUUUCUGAAUUGGAAGAAACCUAUCAUUCGUGUGCCUCCAUUAACAAAUGAUUCUAUUAGAAGUGAUGUAUUUGUCACGUGGGUUUGUGAAUGUGCUUUUGAUCCUGUACAGAAGUGAUAGGAUGUGCCAAAGAAGUAUAAAUCUAGUACAGGAGGAGAAAUGGGGUAGAAACAUUUCACCCUGAAUCUUACUCCAGUCUGCAAGAGUGGGAGGAUUUCAUCUGCAGACAGUAAAAGGAUGGAUGGAACAUGAGGCUUCCCAGCUAGAAAAGCAGCAUGUACAUAAUGUCUAUGAGAGCACAGCCAUAUAUUUCAAUGACUUGCAAGGCAAAGCAUGGCCUCGUGUUCGGCAGUUUCUACUGGAGCAAGAACCUGGCAGUCUUAUUGCUGAUAUAGGUUGUGGGACUGGAAAAUAUCUUGAUGUCAACAGCCAGGUAUAUAAUCUUGGAUGUGAUUAUUGUGGCCCUUUGGUUGAGAUUGCAAGAGGUAAAGGUUGUGAAGUGAUGGUCUGUGACAAUCUGAAUCUCCCCUUUCGGAGCCACUGCUUCAAUGCAAUCAUCUCAGUGGGAGUGAUUCACCAUUUCUCCACAAAGCAAAGACGAAUCAAAGCAAUAAAAGAAAUGGCCAGGGUGCUCGUACCUGGAGGCCAGAUGAUGAUUUAUGUCUGGGCUAUGGAACAAAAGAAUCGACACUUUGAGAAACAAGAUGUGUUUGUUCCAUGGAACAAAGCCUUGUGCUCCCGGCUGCUUUCUGAAUCCAGUAAGGCUGGGCAGAAAUCUGAUUUUGCACAUACUGUAAAAUCUCAGAGUGUACAUUCACACCAUUUAAUGGGUUCCAAAUACAGUUAUCCUAUUACCCUUGAUCAAAAGCAUCCCCGAAGAACUGAUGGCUGCUUAACCAAAGCCUGUUGUGUGAAAAUUUCUGAAGAGGAGGAAAACCGAUUUUAUAGCGCCCUUGGGAGAUCUGUUCGUUCCUGGUUUUCCUCCAGAUCCCUGGAUGAAUCUGCCUUUAUAAAGCCAAAUGAGAAGGUGGAGCCUUUGAAGAACACAGUUGGAUGGACAAAUAGCACUGUAUCUGUUCAGCCAUCACGCCACUGCAGUUUAGACUUGGGUUGCCAAGGGUCCUUGCUGAAAGGGCAGCAGUUAGAAGACUAUGAUGAAGUUUUCAUGAAGCAUAUGGCUUGCAAAAAAUUGGAGUGGCUAGCAGCCUCAAGGUCACUGACAGAAUUUAAUGGUGAGCCACCUGCAUUAAUCCAGAGCCACAAAGGAGAAACUGCAUUUUUGAGUGGUCCGAUAGAACACACAAACAAUGGCUAUAUCCAUGUAGGCAAUACUUGCUCUUUUGCAGGGAAACAUGUUAGAAGGACUUCUUCUAGCUCCAGUGAAUCUGUUGUAAAUGCUGCUUUGGCUGUGGGAAACCAGGCUGCUCAUGGACAGGAUCCAAAAGCCUUCAUGCGGUACUACCAUGUUUUUCGAGAAGGGGAGUUGUUCUCUCUGCUUGAAGAAAAUGUGCCUGAAGUCAACAUACUGAGUUCAAGCUAUGAUCAUGGCAAUUGGUACAUUAUUGUGAAGAAAGCGGAGGGACAACAGCAGAAAUAGUUAUGGAGGACACAGACUUCAGGUGCAGCUUCUUCCAGAAACGUAGAGACAAUUUUCUGUCUUAUCACUCUUCUGUGUGCAUCAGUAUAAUUUGCACAUAAGAAAUGCCAUUUUGAAAAAAGGAGUACCUGUCAUUUUGCUGAAACAUGGGCUUCAUACCAAUAAUAUCUGUCGUAACUGUGUAUUGCUUUUAGGAGAUCAACUUUGUGUUUUUAAAACAUUUUUAUAAAUAAAACUUUUUGUAAGAUGAGGAAGGAGAUUUUUUUCAUUAUCCAAACUAUAAUUUUUUUUGAAAAGAAUACCCCAGUCAGCUCUGAGCACACAGACACCAAGAUACAUGCAUAUCUUUACUCUCUGUGUGUCUUAUUCAGGGGUUUGUACACUGUUGUGCAGCUUGUAAAAUAGGCUGCAUGUGUCUAGGAUGUACAGUGGUACAAAAUAGCCAAUAUCAUGUGGAAUUUGUGGGUGAGAUGCUGAUUCCAUGUCUAGAAGCCGCACACCUUUAAGAGAAAAGGGGCAAACAUUUGUCAAACAACUUGCUUUUGCUUUCUAAUUGAUCAGUUGGGAGAAAGCAUGGCUUUGUUUGCAUGACUGGUGUCUUGGCCACACAGCACUGAAGGAUUUGUGGGCCUUGAGGGAUAGUAUUGUAAGAGGAAAAAAUACGCUUUUGUCUUACAGGUACUAUCUAACCCUUAGAAAGGAAACAGUAGUAGGUGAUGGACUCAGCUUCAAAACUGAGAUCACAGAAGAGGUGUGUAUCAAAAUUAAAGGUUGGAAAAGUUCAUUUGGAGGACUACUACUCUCAGAAUCCUCUAGAUAGUGUGCCUUAGUUGUGAUAAGUGAGGGAUUUUAGAAAAUUUUUAAUGGUCCAUCAACAAAAGUAGAGGGGAUAUAGGUAUCUUGAUUUAAUUUUAGAUGCUUUUAUCCACUGAGGAAGAGUAGGUCUCCAACUACAUCAGAAAUAAAGUAUACAAUAUCCUGGCCGGUGAUUUUUUAUUUUAUUUUAUUGAGCAUAGAUAUCAGCAAUGAAGAACACACCAUUUCUCUAUAGAAAGGUGAACAUCACUAUACAAAAGACCCUAAAAUAAAUGGUAACUUACAGCAUUCCAAGAAAUGUGUGUGCCACUGACAGUACACAUCUUAAGUUAUACAUGUUUACUCAGAAGUCAGUCUUAUUAUGAUUAAUGAAGUUAUCCCAAGUAGCUGGACACAGAAUUGCAACCUGAGUCAAGUACAUACAGUACUGUAUCGACUUUCGUGCGACAUUAUUCCUGAUGCAUAACUCUAAUAAGGUACUGGCUAUUAAUCAUUAUGUGACUUGCAGGGUAUGUAAUGACCUUUGUUAAGCAUUCUGUGGCAGGUUUAGUCAAGUUAAAUAUUAGUUUCUUAGGGAUAAUGUACAUCAAGCUUCAGGUCCCAGAGACAGGCUUCAUAUACUGCAGCUUAUCUGUUCCCCAACUCAACUUGGCUUCAACUUCAUCUUUGGAAAGUUUGUCAGCUUUUUCUGGUGCGACACUUGUGUACAACCAACUGUGUACCGCGUGAAAAUACAGCUGAUGACAUUUUUUUUUGCUAUAGAUCAUUUGGAAGCUGCAAAAAACUUUAUUCUGCUAAAUGAGCAUUUGCCAUGAUUUAUGAUAGGAUUCAGUGGUGUUCUGUGUCUUCUACUAAGAGCAGGCACAGCCUUAUAUGCCUAUUCAAAUUUUAAAAUACAGGUAAAUCUCAUAACCUCUAUUAUACACAAUGGUAAAAACAAACAAUGAUGAAGGGGGUGGGAGAAUAGUUUCUCAUUGUGGUUCUAGGUGGUAUACUGACCCCUUUGCAAAACAUUUUCUAUUCAUGAUGGUAUAGUAUUUACACACUUUACCAUGCAUAAUAGAUCCGCCACAAAAAGAUGGAAACAGUUGCCCAGAGCAGUACCAUCUUUCCUCAAAAUCAUCUUCCUCUGCAAAAGUUUCUCUGGAACAUCAUGGCCGCUUUUGACACAUAAUUGGUCAGUGUUGAUUUUUUUGGGGGAGGGGGAGGGGCACUUUCCCAUAGCAAAUUCAUUUUUCCUCCAUUGAAUUCCAAAUCUACUUUUAUCAAAAGUCAUUUUAUCCUUCUGAUUUUGUUUUCUGCUUUAUCCUCUGACCCCACUUCACAAUGCUCUGAUAUUUUGUACAAGACGAUACUAUUGGCAUUUUACAAAUAGUUGUUCUGUACCACUGGCAACAGUGGUGGUUGGGGCUGGAUCCAGGGUUAGGUGCACGGAGCUGAGCUGGUGGAACCAGCCUUCCCCACCCUUGCCUCACUGUACCAGCUCCUUCUGCCACCCAAAGAUGCACCAUAAAGUUGGGGCACUUCAAUGGAGUGACUGUGGCAUAGGUUGAAAAGAUAUCAGUAAAUACUUGGGAAAGGAAAAGGCUGGAGAGCCUUCAUGGAAAGGUCAGGCUUCAAAAGUCUGCUUCGGAGAGCCUCACUUGUUGAUCUCAGAUUUGCAUAACUUCAUUGAUCUCAGACUUGGAUUCUUAGUCCAAGGUGAACAACUGAGAGUCCUCGAAAUGCCAUUGAACUGCGAGUCCCAUCAGCCCUACCCAUUGUAGCCUAUGGUGAGGGAAAAUGGUAGCUGCUGUCCAGCAACAUCUGAAGACGAAUAAGCUGAUUUAAAUCAGUGGUUCCCAGCCUUGGGUCUCCAGGUAUUCUUGGACUACAGCUCCCAGAAUGAUGCCCAGGUAGCAUUAAAUCAGAUUAUCUGUUUCAGAACAAAGCAGUUAACUUGCGGGGAGGAGGCCUAAGUAGGAAGGUAGGUAGGAAGAAAUGAUCAUUAUCCCUCUCUCCACCAUUCUGCUUUCACUCCUGCUAUUCAUACCAUGGCUGUGGUAAGCCUAGGAGAAAUCCCACACCCCUGAAGUAUAAAUGUAAUUUAGUAGUGCAGUGCUAAUGCUGUGUUAUUUAAAUGCAGUUCUUAAAUGAUUAUAGCAAGACUUACUAAAAUAUCUCUAUAUGAGCACAUACUAUAUAUGAAAUGCAGUAUUAUCUUUAUGUUGUGGUAUACAGUGACCAGCUUCAUGUAUACUGCUAAACUAAGGCCUUGGUCAUGUGUUUCCCCCCUUUUCUCUUCACCAGCAAGGGCAUCAGAUGAGAAGCAGUUGCUUCUGUUUCUACGCACACACAUAUAACCACUAAGGACAGCUUAGACCCAAAACAGAGACAGAGAGAGAGAGAGAGAGAGAAACCCAAGGAUAAAAAGCCAUGGUUUGAAAUGUGCUUGUUCUCCUACACCACAGUUCUGCUACAGCCCAGAGUGGACAUCUUUGUUUCUUUUUUCAACUAAUAUAUGUAUAUAUACUGUAUGUGAAAUCAGUUGAAAAUGGAAAUGAAAAUGUCCACGGUUUUCCUCUUAGCUUUCCUGGAAAAUCCAAGGCCUGUUGAUAUAAUACAAAACAUCUAGUGUCAGAAUGGAACCAAAAUGUUUGCUUUAAAUAACUAGUCUGAAUAAAAGUUGCAAUAAUAACAAUCAGGGUGUGUAUUCCUUAAGGGGUUGUCUUCCAUAAGAUCCUUUAAAUAUUCCUGCUUGCCAAUGAAUCAGUUUUGUUAGUAGAAUUGAUGGAUCUAUUUCUAGCAGGCAGAAUAUUAAAACUAGUACAGUAUUUGAAUUUCCUUUCUCUAUCCACAUCUUAAUGAAAUGCUCUUUAGAUUUCAUGCUUAUGUACAGAAUUAUAUUUCUUCUCCCCAAUCUUUCUCUAUUGAAUUGCAUUGAUCUCUUUUUGAAGAACUCACCUAUAUUAGGGUGUUGUUGAGUGAUCUGGCAUCUUAGGGUGGUACUCCUUGGGCAGUGGGGUGGAAAGACUUCAUAUCUGAUUGCCUGGGUUUUAUGUCCAAACAUGGGACCUUUAAAAUAAUUUGGAUUCAAUGUUCUACAAUCUCCAUCUUUGCUACAAGGUUUUGAUAAUCAAGGUGCCAGAGUAUGGCUUGGUAAACCAGAACUAGAGUUGUAAAUCUCUGCCAGGAUUUGAAUGAUACUUGAAAAUUCUGUGAGAUAUUGAAUCGUGAAUUUUUGUGUCCAACAGAAAUCCUGUUUAUUUAUAGGAAUGGGUCAGACUGAUACCACUAUGGGUGCCAUUAUAGUAAUGGUAGUGCUUUCCCAUGUUCCUGUUGCAUUUUAGCUUUUGUCCUGAAGAUGUCAAGUCAUAGGCAAUAUCUAUUCCAUAGUUUCCCAAUCUGGGGGUCGCAACGUGGGUUUUUUUGGGGGGGGGUUCACCAUGAUUAUUUUUGGUUACAGCUAUUUUUAUAUUUAUUAUAUUAAAUAUGGUAUACAUAAUGCUAUUUUAUUUUAAUCCUCUUCACUCACAGUGUUUAGUUAUUUCUGUAUCCCCUUAGGUGUAUUUUCUUUUUAUGCAUGCGUAUCCCCCCUUUCCCCUCCGAAAGAGGCCCUUUCACUCUAUUCUCUCUUCUCCUCCGUCUCCACCUCUGGAGCACUAACAUCAGCCUUUUGGACCCGAGUGAGCGUUAGCCUGGCUCAAAGAGGCCUGAAUGAGACGACAUGUGGUGCGCACCGGCAAUUGUGAUGCCCAAGAUGAUGGCAGUAGCAGCGGCAUCAUCUCCUCCAUCUGUCUCUCUUGCUCUUCUGGGUGUGUCAAUAGCAGCUCAGUGAAGAGAGGGGGGAGAUGCCUCUGGGGGCCUCCUGAAUCAUAGCAAGAGGGGCAUAAGAUGAGGGAGCAGAACUGGGGAAGGAGUGGGGCACAGGGCAGGACCCGGGCAGAGAGGUGCUUGUUUGGGUUUGAAGGGGAGCGACUCUUAACUUAGGGGGCUUUCUUGGGACAGGGAGGGUGGUUUCCACUCCCCAAAAAGUAAAUUGAGGUCAAAAUAUAUUGACAUCUUUUCCUUCUCAAAUUUUAUCUGGUAGAGGCAGAUUUAUGCCUGCCAUUAUUAUUUAUCACCUUAAUAUAAAUAUAUUA
Molecule: messenger RNA, 6728 nt
Organism: Pogona vitticeps (central bearded dragon)
Lineage: Eukaryota; Metazoa; Chordata; Lepidosauria; Squamata; Agamidae
Source: RefSeq, a predicted model, not a curated record